ACGUGUCAACCUACUCGCGACCUACUCCAAGGUGUUUGCCGAAGUCUCGUGCAACUGACGUGUCUCUCCUCUCGCGUUACUUUUUCUUAUUCUCUCUCUCGCUAUCUGUCUCCGUUUUCGCUUCUUUUGUCUGUUGUUUCAAAGAGGAGCACCUAAGUGAAACGGUCGGUUUCUUUUCGAAAGGAAGAACCGGAAGUCCAUCUGGCACGUGACACGCUUCAGCAGCAUUAUCAUGUUCGUCGGGAUGUCCAGAGGCAACAAUGAGAAAGCUGAAUCGACGUAACGGUCUACGCCAGGAUGGCCAGUUGGCCGCUCAGAAUCGUACUCCUGUCCAGCGCCCUCAUCCUUGUCCGUGGACGAGGAGUGGUGCUGGAUAGUCAGGGUCCAGUGUUGAUCUCCGAGCCACGGUCGUCGGUUGAAUUCUCGAACGAGACCGGAGCAAUGAUCCAUUGUUCGGCCCAAGGUAGUCCCUUGCCGAGGAUUGAUUGGCUUAUGGGAGACGGGUCACCUGUACCUUCUAUAUCGCACAUACGUGAGAUGCUGGUGAACGGUUCGAUGUACUUCUUGCCGUUCGGAGCUGAGACCUACCGACACGACGUCCACUCGGCCGUUUACAGAUGUCAAGCCUCGAACAGCGUCGGCAGGGUGUUGGGCCGUGAAAUCACGGUAAAGGCCGUGGUGCGUCAAAAGUACGAGAUCCAAGUGCGAGACGCUUACGUUCUGCCAGGAAAUACCGGUGUGCUCAGGUGCGAAAUACCGACGUUCGUUAAGGAAUACGUGGCAGUCACGUCCUGGGUUCGAGAUUCCGCCUACAACAUCUUCCCUACGCCGAAGAGCGAUGACAGACAUCAUAUGCUACCCACUGGAGAGCUGCUGGUGUUCUCGGUCACUUCGUCCGAUGCCCAGUCGAGUUAUCGAUGCCGGACGGUGCACCGUGUCACUGGUGACACCGUGGAAAGUUCGUCGUACGCCAGGCUGGUGGUCACCGAUCCUCACAGCCAAGUUGCACCGAGGUUCAACGAAAGAGUGAGCCCAGCACCGAUCCGCACCGGUGAGACGAUCGUUCUGUCGUGCAUUUCCCAGGGAAUACCACCGCCGAUGUAUCUAUGGUUUCGCGAGUCCGUGACCGGCACGACGAUGAUCUUCAAUUCAGAAAGGAUUUACGCGAGAGCUGGCGUGCUGGUGUUACAAUCAGCCAGACCGGAGGACGCCGGACGAUACGUCUGUCACGCGAACAAUACCGCCGGUUCCGAGAUGGUCGAAUUGGAGGUCUCCAUUAUAAGCAGCCUCUCCAUCCACCUAGUACCUCAACAGGUCACCGUCGACUUGGGGAAGGACGCUGAAUUUCAAUGCUCCGUCACCGGCCAACCGGCACCGGUGAUCUCGUGGACCAAGGACGGACUUCCUGUGAGGGAAGGCACCUCCGGUCGAAGCAAGAUCGCAGGAACCGACGGCUCGACGCUGCGAGUGGCCUCGGUCGCGAGGGACGACAAGGGGAUGUAUCAGUGUUUCGCGAAGAACGACUACGAGAUGGUUCAAGCGACCGCCGAGUUACGUCUCGGGGACGCGGCGCCGCAGCUUGUGUACAAAUUCAUCGAGCAGACCAUCCAGCCUGGCCCUUCGGUGUCGUUGAAGUGCAUAGCCACAGGAAAUCCGACGCCUCACUUCUCCUGGACCUUGGACGGAUUUCCUCUUCCUCAGAACGACAGGUUUAUGAUCGGCCAAUAUGUGACUGUACACGGUGACGUGAUAUCGCACGUGAACAUAAGCGUGGUUCACGUGGAAGAUGGCGGUGAGUAUCAGUGCACGGCAUCGAAUCGAAUGGCGAAGGUUCACCAUUCGGCUCGUCUCAACAUUUACGGUUUGCCCCAUGUACGACCCAUGGGCAACUACGCCGCGGUGGCUGGCGAAACCACCGUCAUCAAAUGUCCGGUCGCUGGUUUCCCGAUCGCUAGCAUCACGUGGGAGAAAGAUGGUAAAGUGCUGCCAACGAGUCGACGACAGGUAGUGUUCUCAAAUGGAACACUGGUGCUGUAUCACGUCGACAGGAGUACAGAUCAUGGCGCUUACACGUGUACGGCAAAGAACAAGCAAGGACGAUCUGAUUCACAAACGGUUCACAUCGAAGUGAAAGUUCCACCUACGAUAGCUCCCUUUAGCUUUAACAAGGAUCUCUCGGAGGGCGUGCGUGCCCAAGUAACUUGCAUGGUCGAGAAGGGCGAUCCUCCGUUCACGAUCGCCUGGUCCAAGGACGGCGAGCCGAUCGCCGGGCCCAGUUCAGCCGGCUACGGGAACAGUCGGCUACAGACACCCGCCGGGCUACGCGUAACCAACAUUGACGCCCAUUCCAGUACCAUAGUUAUCGAACGCGUCAGCGCUGCUCACACCGGCAACUAUACUUGCCUGGCGCGCAAUUCGGUGGCCGAGGUCCUCUGGACGGCCGAAUUGAUCGUUCGCGUGCCACCCCGUUGGGUGAUGGAGCCCCAAGAUGUCCGCGCUUCAGAAGGAAUGUCACGACUGGUCCUUCACUGCCACGCGGACGGAUUUCCGCCCCCGGCAGUCUCGUGGCGUCGUGCUAGCGGCAAGAAACCCGGCGAUUAUCGCGACAUUGUCAUACACGAACACACGCAGGACCUGAGGAUACAUUCGAACGGGUCACUGGUGUUCGGUAGAGUUCAAGAGGACCACGAAGGGUUUUAUUUGUGCGAGGCGGUUAAUGGAAUCGGCGCUGGACUUAGCAAAGUUGUACAUCUGACGGUGAACGUGCCGGCCCACUUCGUGGAAAAACAUCGUAACCAAACAGCUAGACUCGGCUCGAGCGCGUCGCUGCGUUGCGAGGCGAAAGGCGAUCAUCCCUUAAAAAUACUAUGGAAAAAGGCGGGUUCGCACUUGGAACAGAAGCUGUCCGAUUAUCGGUACACGCUCAAGGAAGAAAACACCACCGACGGUAGCAUCAGCACCCUUGAAUUCAUCAGCACCAGCCGAGAGGACAGCGGAAGAUAUUUUUGCAUCGCCUCGAACGCUUACGGCCGCGACGAGAUGACGAUCCAUUUGUACAUACAAGAACCGCCGGAUUUCCCGCGAAAUCUUCACGUGAUCGAGAAGGGAAGCCGCUACAUCAACAUCAGCUGGACCACCAGCCAGGACGGGAAUAGCCCGAUAACGCAGUACAUCAUCGAAUACAAAACUGAUACUGAAGUGUGGCACGAUCACACGUUUCACACGGCAGUGCCGGGAACACAAGCACACGCGCACGUGAACGGUUUGCGUCCGGCGGUUUCUUAUCAAUUCCGAAUUUACGCGGAGAACGAACUGGGCCGAAGUCAGGCGAGCGACAUUUUGGAAACUACGACAGAAGGAGAGAAACCGGGCGGACCACCGAGAAAUCUCAAGGUGGAUCCUGUCAGCUCGACCGAGUUUAACGUCACCUGGGAUCCACCUGAUCAUGAUUUAUGGAACGGAGAGAUACUCGGCUAUCACGUCGGCUACAAAGAACAUCGGUUGACAGCAGAUCAGUACACGUAUAGGACUGUCGAAAGGCGAAUUUCGACGGCCAGUGUCGCGUUGGGUCUAGCCAGGACGUCGAUGCCCGGUAGACAAUAUCAGCUGACGAACUUGAAGAAGUUUACAAGGUACAGCGUGGUGGUGCAAGCGUACAACGCGCUCGGUCAAGGUCCCAUGACGCCGGAAGUGGUUGCAACCACCCUUGAGGAUGUGCCGAGCAGUCCGCCGCAGGAUAUACGGUGUACAGCGCUGUCCUCGCAAUCACUGCAGAUCUCCUGGGACUCGCCUCCCGAGUCCAGUCUGAACGGGAUUCUAAAAGGCUACAAGGUCAUAUGGGAGAACGUGGACGCUCUGACCGAGUCCCCGAAGUCGGAAAUGAAGAUCACCAGUGCCUUGACCGUCGUGAUUCACGGCCUCGAGAAGUACACGAAUUAUUCUGUCCAAGUGUUGGCGUCGACCAGGGCCGGCGACGGCAUCGCCUCCUCGCCUUUGUACUGCGUCACCGAAGAAGAUCUACCCGAGAUGCCGGCCGGCGUGAAGGCGGUCGUCAGGUCCGCGACAUCAAUUAUCGUCUCGUGGCAGCCACCGCUCAGAAGCAACGGCAACAUCACCUCGUACAACGUUCAUAUCCGUUGGCUCGGCCCGGAGGGAAAAUGGGACACUCGGCCACUUCCGCCUCAUCAGACCAGCUAUCUGGUGGAGAAAUUGCACAAGAAGAAUCAGUACGAGUUUAGCAUCGCGGCGAAAACCUCGGUGGGCGAGGGUCCUCAGACUCAACCCAUCACGAUAUCACCUUCCAGCGAUGUUCGCGCAGCGAUAUAUUCGUUCGGCACGGUGCUGGUUGUUCCAUGGAAACAGAACGUGACAUUGCCGUGUCAAAGUGUUGGCAACCCAGAGCCGUCGGUGACAUGGAAACAAUGGAGUCAGAUAGUGAAACCGUCGAGCAGGGUGUCCUUGUUACCGGAAGGCUCGCUGCAGAUCAUGGACCUCCAUAGGGAGGACAGCGGAAAUUACACUUGUUACGUGAAAAAUCGUCAUGGUUACGAUCUGAUCACGCAUCGUUUAACCGUGCAAGUUCCUCCGGCAGCUCCCUUUCUUCACGCUACAAGCGCGACCAGUAAUUCGAUAAAUGUCCAAUGGAAGAACGGCGACGAUGGUGGUGCUCCGAUCAGGGGUUACAUUCUCCAUUACAAACGAGAAUCUGGCGAAUGGGAGGAGGUUAAAGUAUCCCAUAAGAUCAACAGUUUCGUCUUGUCACGGUUAUGGUGUGGCAACGAUUACCAGAUGUAUCUGACGGCGUACAAUCGUAUCGGUAUGGGUUCCCCUAGCGAGAUCGUGAAGGCGACAACGAAAGGCUCGAAACCGGAAGACUCGCCGAGCAAUGGCGAUAAAUUCGUGACGGUGAACGUUUCGUGGAUCACCCUUCAUCUGAGCACGUGGAACGAUGGCGGAUGUCCGAUCACCUAUUUCGAGUUGGAAUACAGGAAGAAUGGUGAAGACAUUUGGACGUUGGUGUCGAAUAACAUCGAGGUACAAAAGACAUACACGCUCAGUGAGCUACAACCGGGAACGACCUACGACAUCCGGAUAAGGGCGCACAAUAACGCGGGUUUCUCGGUCGCCGAAUAUAGAAUAACGACCCUGCAGCCGCAUACCAGCAGCACAGUGCCAGCCGUCGAGAUCGAUCACUACAUUCCUCAGCACACAUCCGUCUAUUCGGAUCUGAAGCUGAUCAUCCCGCUGAUACUGAGCUCCUUGGCGUUCAUUGCCGCAGCUGGUGCUGUGUUUUACUGUUUCCGGAAACGUCCGUUUAUAGGGGAAAUGGCGAGUCUUCACGACGCCCAGACAGCAGCAGCGUUAGACAAUAAGCAAAACAUGGAGCAACGCGAGCAGUAUUACGCGACGGUGCGCAAACCGCUUCGCUCGCCUAUACACGAGAUGGCUACCUUGGAAAAAAUUCCAGAAUACUCGGAGGAGAUCUAUCCGUACGCGACGUUCCAGCUGGAGGAAAGUGUCCCACCAGGAGGUGAUAGCCGAUGUAAUUCCGCGGCGCCUCUUCAGACGUUCGUCUAUCACGAUCCUCGUUUGUCCACCGCCGACACUCUUCAAUUACGAGAGUCGGAUUGCAACCGGUACACUAAGGUGCGCGGAGGCCGUUCGUCCUCUGCGCCGUUGCACAAAACGCACAAGGUCAGUCAGGGCAAGUCCGAGUCGGAGGAAUACGACACCCUGGGCUCGGAUAGCGACACGGAAGUCGGGACCAGCAGCCGAACCGAGUCUUCCAAUCACCUCGUCGAUUCGCACCACUCGGUGUCUGCGGCCGACUCGCGUGUCCACAACUUCCUGUACCAUGGACCAGAAUCUAGCACGUCUACAGAACCCUCACCGAUUUUUGAGAGAAAAUCGUUUCCUGGAAGGGGAAGACCCAAGAUGUUACAGCUGGCGCGUCAUACCAGCGAGGAGACCCGUUCCAACUUCGGCCCAAUCUCCGGGUUUAGCAAUUCCAAGCACCAGUCGAGCACUUCCUGUUCCAAUCGGGACCAGGAGCGUGACGGAUCAGGGAACUUGUUCAUCCCCAAGCUGGACCCACCCACGGGCUUCUCCGACGCGUUUGAGCUAAGCGAGGCGGAAUGCGACCUCGAUCGCGGCCACAGUAGCCAACGAAACGUCCGUGACUUCGUAAUCGCGGUGUAAAUAAUUGAAUUAUGUAGAAUCUACGAUGGAAUCUCCACGAUCCUGCGAAACGAACGAAAUCCCAAUUUAAUUGUCUCGAUGUAAAGAUAACGAAAACUGAAAAAAAAAGAAAAAAAAAAAAAUAAGAACCGUGGUCCGUCUUUCGUUAAUUACAAUGGCCACUGAGAAUGUGCUCGUCAGAGGCCACUGAGUAUCUGUUCCCUGCUCGUGUUCCUGGCCUACGUCGAUGGGAAAACGUGAAUCGUAUCCUAUUAGAUGAAACGUAUUGAACUCGACCAUGUGUUCUUCAAACUGCCAUUUCGUUCGAGCCUACGACCAGGUGACGUUCGUUUUUUGCUACUUUUUCGUUAGGUUUCGAGCGAACCACGAUACUCCCAUCGCUACGAGGAUUUGAUCGAUAUCCUCGAUACGCAAUCGGAGAACUUUAUCGAUCGAAUUAAUCGACUGCCAUUUUCGUUCGAAUGAAAAUGAUCCUAUCAGAAAUAGAGACUUCAUUCGUCCUACUUUUCGAAUCGGGUCAUUUCUCGCGGUUGUAUGUCGGACAACGUUUCUACACGAUUAAGACGUCCGUUCGAGUUUAACGUAAAGACUGCGUCAAGAAAAAUACACAAUCGACUGUAAGUGUGACAGGGUUGGACUUAGCCUCCCUAAAGAAACGCUCCUAUUAUAUCUCUGUUCGUAACGAAACUUUCGAUCGUGAUAAGUCGAUGAACGUCCUAUCGUUAAGACUACGUUUGCAGAUCAAGACGACGGUAAACGAUUUCAUUGUGUAUCGAGUACAUAUCCCAAGCGAGCAAUACGCGAUUUGUUACGAGUUUACUUGGUCUUCCAAUUUCGUAGAUAUCGUUUUUUAUCUACUCUAUCAUUUUCACCGUCGUCCUUUACCGCCAGUCUGCACGCGGUUGUUUUCAUGUUUUAACACGAACAAAUCUGUUGUAUAUGUAUAAAUAACAAGGGGAAAGAAGUAACGUUAGGCCGAGAAGAAACAUGAUGUUCGUCGUUGUCCAUCGGUGUCGUUUCAAUUAACGCGAGACUGAAACGUUUAGUAGACACGUGUAGCGUAAAAACUUGACGUUGAAAAGAAGAUAAAAAGAAAAAAAAUAAUAAAAUAAAUAAAAGUAAACUAUUGUCUGUAAGAUGUCUGUACUUUACCAUGCUGCUAAUUGUACUUAUUGUACCUAAUUAAAACGCGAAUUACGAAAUCGUUCGAGCGACAGUUUUAUCGCGUCGAUUAACGAUCGACGGACCGUGUGAUAUCCCCUGCGAAGGAAUAAGGAAACAGGCGGCAACAGGAAAAAUAUAUGAAAAAAAAAAAAAGAAAGAACAAAAGCAGAGUACUAAGGAAUUUAUUCGACUGUCGUUAAAGAAAAAUAAAAAACGCACCCACCGAGUCUAUACGCAUGUGUUGUCAUCGAAUCAGUUUCACUGUACAACCAUAAUCGAUCGUUCACUCGGCAACGUGACGAUGAUUUUUGAGUCUGAGUGCUCUCUCGUUAUUGUCGGAACCGCCGGGGGGUCAACGGGCGCGAGCUAACCCCGGUGGCUACGAAUGAAGAGAUAUCGAUCUGUUGACAAAUCGUAUACUUUAUAAUAUAUGAGAAUGAUUUACCACGAAAUUCGUACUAUUGUGUUUUAGACGACUUUAGAUUGUUUAUAUUCUAUUUACUU
Osmia bicornis bicornis is the source of this 7866-nucleotide messenger RNA. RefSeq names its product Down syndrome cell adhesion molecule-like protein Dscam2. Gene Ontology annotation, biological process: axon guidance; cell-cell adhesion. Bases 298 to 6198 code for a protein of 1966 amino acids. Gene Ontology annotation, molecular function: protein binding. Gene Ontology annotation, cellular component: plasma membrane; axon. NCBI's taxonomy places the organism in Eukaryota, Metazoa, Arthropoda, Insecta, Hymenoptera, Megachilidae. The transcript is spliced from 26 exons. The record is from RefSeq and is a predicted model, not a curated record.